This is a messenger RNA of Dama dama (fallow deer), 3297 nucleotides long. RefSeq names its product solute carrier family 4 member 9 (gene SLC4A9). NCBI's taxonomy places the organism in Eukaryota, Metazoa, Chordata, Mammalia, Artiodactyla, Cervidae. Gene Ontology annotation, cellular component: basolateral plasma membrane; plasma membrane. Gene Ontology annotation, biological process: bicarbonate transport; regulation of intracellular pH; monoatomic anion transport. The record is from RefSeq and is a predicted model, not a curated record. Gene Ontology annotation, molecular function: monoatomic anion transmembrane transporter activity; solute:inorganic anion antiporter activity; sodium:bicarbonate symporter activity. Bases 1 to 2868 code for a protein of 955 amino acids. The transcript is spliced from 22 exons.
AUGAAGUUGCCAGGCCAAGAGGAGUCUGACAUCUCCAGUGCUAGUAAAACUGUGCCCACAGGAGAGCUGGACAGUGGCCCUGGCUCUGGCGUCAGCCCUGAUGGCCCCUUCGACACAGACAGCAGGGAACUGGAGGUUCCCAAGGACCCGCCGCUCUUCAUACAGCUGAAUGAGCUGCUGGGCUGGCCCCACGCACCUGAAUGGAAAGAGACAGGCAGGUGGGUGCUGUUUGAGGAGAAGUUGGAAGUGGGUGCAGGCCGGUGGAGCGCCCCCCACGUGCCCACCGUGGCACUGCCCAGCCUCCAGAAGCUCCACAACUUGUUGGCCAAGGGCCUUGUCCUGCUGGACUGUCCAGCUCUGAGCCUCCAGGAGCUUGCAGAGCAGGUGACCAGAGUGGAGUCGCUGAGCCCAGAGCUAAGAGGGAAGCUGAAGGCCUUGCUGCUGCAGAGACCCCAGCACCUCAUCCAGACCCCAUGCACCAGCUCCUGCUGGGGAUCUGCCCAUCUGAGAGAGGCUUCUCAGGAGGAGGAAGCCCCCCUGAAGGAACAGCAUCAGAACCCUCUAAGACAGAAGUUCCCUCCAGGGGCUGAAGCAGGAGCUGUGUUGGCAGGACAGCUGGGCUUCCUGGAACAGCCACUGGGGGUCUUUGUGCAACUGCGGGAUCCAGUGGUGCUGGGGCCCCUUAUUGAGGUGCCCCUCCCCAGCAGGUUUUUCUGCCUCCUCCUUGGUCCCCCUACACUGGGAAGGGGCUACCAUGAGAUGGGCCGAGCAGUGGCCAUCCUCCUCAGUGACCUGCAAUUUCAGUGGAGAGUUCGGCGGGCCAGCAGCCUUCAUGACCUUCUGGCAGCCCUGGAUGCUUUCCUAGAGGAAGUGACAGUGCUCCCUCCAGGUCGAUGGGACCCGACAGCUCGGAUUCCCCCACCUAAAUGCCUGCCCUCUGAGCACAAAAGGCUCCCCUCGCAAUUACGGGUGGCCAAGGGGCCUUUUGUCCGGCGAAGGACCCCAGCUGAGGACAGGCACAGCCGCAGGCAGCACGCGGCCAACCCGGAGUUGCGGCGGACAGGCAGGCUGUUCGGGGGCCUUGUGCAGGACGUGCGGCGGAAAGCCUCGUGGUACCUCAGCGACUUCUUGGAUGCCCUGCACCCCCAGUGCGUCUCGGCCGUGCUCUACAUUUACCUGGCCACCGUCACUAACGCCAUCACUUUCGGGGGUCUGCUGGGAGAAGCCACCGACGGUGCGCAGGGGGUGCUGGAAAGCUUCCUGGGCACGGCAGUGACUGGAGCUGCCUUCUGCCUGAUGGCUGGCCAGCCCCUCACCAUCCUUAGCAGCACCGGGCCAGUGCUGGUCUUUGAACGUCUGCUCUUCUCCUUCAGCAGAGAUCACAGCCUGGAUUACCUGCCCUUCCGCCUGUGGGUGGGCAUCUGGGUGGCCAUCUUUUGCCUGGUGCUGGUGGCCACGGAGGCCAGUGUGCUGGUGCGCUACUUUACCCGCUUCACCGAGGAAGGAUUCUGUGCUCUCAUCAGCCUCAUCUUCAUCUAUGACGCUGUUGGAAAAAUGCUGACCUUGACCCGUGCCUAUCCCAUCCAGAGACCUGGCUCUCCCGCCUAUGGCUGUCUCUGCCAGUACACAGAUCCAGGAGGAAAUGAGUCUCAGUGGACAAGCACAAACCCUAAAGACAGAGAUGACAUCUUGAGCAUGGACCUAGGCCUGAUCAAUGCGUCCUUGCUGCCUCCACCUGAGUGUGCCCAGCGGGGAGGCCAUCCUCGUGGGCCCGGCUGUCAUACAGUCCCAGACAUUGCCUUCUUCUCCAUCCUCCUCUUCCUUACUUCCUUCCUCUUUGCCAUGGCCCUCAAGCAUGUAAAGACCAGUCGCUUCUUCCCCUCCGUGGUACGCAAGAUGCUGGGUGACUUCUCCUCGGUCCUGGCCAUCCUGCUAGGCUGUGGCCUCGAUGCCUUCCUUGGCCUAGCCACACCGAAGCUCAUGGUGCCCAGAGAGUUCAAGCCCACACUCCCUGGACGUGGCUGGCUGGUGUCACCUUUUGGAGCCAACCCCUGGUGGCUGAGUGUGGCAGCUGCCCUGCCUGCUCUGCUAUUGUCUAUCCUCAUUUUCAUGGACCAGCAGAUCACAGGGGUCAUCCUCAACCGUGCUGAAUACAGAUUGCGGAAGGGAGCUGGCUUCCACCUGGACCUCUUCUGUGUGGCUGUGCUCAUGCUCCUCACAUCAGUGCUUGGGCUGCCCUGGUAUGUCUCGGCCACUGUCAUCUCCCUAGCCCACAUGGACAGUCUUCGGAGAGAGAGCAGAGCCUGUGCCCCAGGGGAGGCUCCCAGUUUCCUGGGCAUCAGAGAGCAGAGGCUGUCGGGCCUGGCAGUAUUCAUCCUCACAGGAAUCUCCAUCUUCCUGGCACCUAUACUCAAGUUCAUCCCAAUGCCUCUGCUCUAUGGCAUCUUCCUGUACAUGGGGGUGACAGCGAUUAGCAGCAUCCAGUUGACAAAGAGGGUGCAGCUAUUAUUGAUACCAGCGAAGCACCAGCCAGACCUUCUGUUCUUACGGCAUGUGCCCCUGAGCAGGGUCCACCUGUUCACAGCCAUCCAGCUUGCCUGCCUGGGUCUGCUUUGGAUAAUCAAGUCUACCCCUGCAGCUAUCAUCUUCCCCAUCAUGUUGCUGGGCCUGGUGGGGGUCCGAAAGGCACUUGAGUGGGUCUUCUCACCACAGGAACUCCUCUGGCUGGAUGAGCCGAUGCCGGAGAAGGAGAGGAGCAUCCCUGAGAAGGGCAUGGAGCCAGAGUACUCGUUCAGUGGAAGUGACAGUGAAGAUUCAGAGCUGAUGUAUCAGCCAAAGGCUCUGGAAAUCAACAUCUCUGUGAAUUAGCUGGAGUAGGAGUAUGGAGUUGAGACCCCGGAAACUGAGGUAUUUACUCAGGAAGUCAGGAAAUUACUGGCCUUUGGCUUAACUGCCAGAUGCUCAGUCAGCUGGGAACCUGGAACACUGGGGCAGGACUGGAAGGCAGCUGGCCAAGACCUCAGUCACCCUCCGGAGCUGGGGGUGGAGAGUGGCAGGGAACAAGCAGGCUUGCUUUGUGGUUAGGAAAGUCUGGUAAGUCAGAGGGACUGACCAGGCCCCAUUCACUCUUUACUCCAUUAAAGGAACCUAAGUCUAGGAGCCCUUCUCAUUUUGAAACUUCUAUCCUCACGGAUUCUCUUUUAUACAAUCAGGGGGUUGUCAGGGAACUCUUCUCAGUUUGCAAAAGGGAAAAAUGUCCCUCUUUUCAGAAUAAGUAUUCCUCUAUUUUAAAGUGUU